GGAGGAUGUAGGCUGUAGAUGGCGCUACACAGCACUGUAAACGACUGCACAUGCUUUAUUAAACGGAGAAAGAAUUUCCCCGGAAGUUUCUCUUGUGUUUAUUUGCUGUGUGUGUGCUCUUUGUAAAUUCCUAACCGAGAAAUUUGGUAUCAAUGGGUCGCAGAAAGUCGAAGCGAAAGCCUCCUCCCAAGAAGAAAAUGACUGGAAAUCUGGACACGCAGUUUACCUGCCCGUUCUGUAACCACGAGAAGUCCUGCGAUGUUAAAAUGGAACGAAGUCGAAACACAGGUAUAAUAUCUUGUACUGUGUGCUUGGAGGAGUUCCAGACUCCCAUCACCUAUCUCUCAGAACCUGUGGAUGUCUACAGUGAUUGGAUCGACGCUUGCGAAGCAGCCAAUCAGUAGCUCAUUUCAUAGGGUCAGAGGUCAUAGAAGACUGCAUGGCCCUACAAGACUACAAGGUGUAUUUUUCUAUCAUGAAAUGUAUCCUGUAAACAUCCAGUUUGUCUCCUGAUGCAAAGGAAUCAUUUUCAGUCACAUGUAAUCACUGUGUUCCCUUUUGUUAGUAUUAAACAAUGUGAAGACACACAGGAAAUUAGCUGAACUCAAGUGUUGGUGCAUUUGAUAAUACUGGUUUUUGUGACCUACAUAUUUCUACAUUUUUUUUUUAGUUUGUAAACAUUUAAGUUGACAUUCAGGUUUUUAUAUGUUUAAUGACUAGUUGAGGAAAUGUCAAUAAAAACAUGUGCAUCUUCCUUGUUAGGAAUGAAA
Molecule: messenger RNA, 770 nt
Organism: Hemibagrus wyckioides
Lineage: Eukaryota; Metazoa; Chordata; Actinopteri; Siluriformes; Bagridae
Gene: elof1
Product: elongation factor 1
Exons: 4
Coding region: 153-404 (83 amino acids)
Biological process (GO): transcription elongation by RNA polymerase II
Cellular component (GO): transcription elongation factor complex
Molecular function (GO): RNA polymerase II complex binding
Source: RefSeq, a predicted model, not a curated record